This is a messenger RNA of Odocoileus virginianus texanus, 821 nucleotides long. The record is from RefSeq and is a predicted model, not a curated record. Lineage: Eukaryota; Metazoa; Chordata; Mammalia; Artiodactyla; Cervidae.
GAUCUGGCUGCUAUUCUUGCCAAGAAAAGUGGAUUGGCUACCAAUGCAACUGUUAUUUUGUUUCUGAUGAAUUAAAAACAUGGAAAGACAGUAGGGAUUUUUGUGUUUCUCAUAAUUCCAGUCUACUUCAGAUACAAACCAGAAAUGAACUGAAUUUUAUGAAGUUCAGUACCAGUUUUUACUGGAUUGGGCUUUCUUACGGUGAAGAACAUGAUGCCUGGUUGUGGGAGAACAAAUCUACUCUCUCCCAAGAUCUAUUUCCUUUCCCUAAAUCUGUAAAUCCAAAGAACUGCAUGAUGUAUGGACCAGGAGGAAGGAUUUUGGAUGGACACUGUGGAAAGAAGUUUCGUUAUAUCUGUAAACAACAGCUUAUUUAGAUGUUUCUUGGGGCAGAUGUGUUGUGCAAUGGAGAUUAAGUAUUACUUAGAAUGGUUACAAAUUGUAUUACUUACCUCUGGGAUCUUUAAAAUGUUCCAAAUUGUGUUUUAUCAAUCAUAUAAUUUUCAUGUAUUUGAAAAUAUAUAUUUAAAUUUUUUAUCUCUAUGCAAUUAUGUUAGUUCUAUCUAUACAACAUAACAAUAACUAAGACAGUAUGCCUAAUUCAUCAACAUAUAUAGUUAUAAUUUUAAAAUUUUGCUAUGUGUUUUAAAAUUGAUGAAACUUGUAUACCUACACCUGAAAUUAUAGUCAAGAUAAAUAAUUUAAUGAAUGUUCAAUGUAUAUGGUAUGGAUUCAACAAUUUAUGCAUCUAUUUUUGGAACUUCUCUCUGCUGAAAUUUAAAUAAAACUUAAUUCAGGCCAAACAAUACAUAUUAACAUCA